GUGCGGAUCCCGGGACGGACCUGCGCGGGACGGGGAUGCUGGGCCUGAUGCAGAUGCUCUAUUUCGUCAUGGACGCUCGGACGCUGCCGCUGGCUCAGGAGAUUUUCCAGCUGUCCCAGCACGAAACCCAGAAUUUCCCCUUCUGCAUCAUGUCCGUGAACAUCACCCGCAUCGUCAUCCAGGCCCUGAGGGAGGAACGUCUCUCCAGGGAGUGCAACCGCCGGCAGCAGCAGCAGGUCAUCGCCGUGCUGAACGACCUGUACGCCGCGGCGUUCCUGCAGCUCUACCGCGUCUGGAAGCGGCAGCACAAGACCGUCGCCGACUCCGGCUUCCUCCUGAAAGAGCUGGAAUCAUCCACCAAAAAGAAACCGAAGCAGCUCCUGAAAUCCCUGGAGGCCUACGUGAACCGAAAGGCAGACGGCCUUCAGCAGCCAUCCUCUCCCUCCACCGACAGCAGCCGGGCUGGCGAGGAGAUGGACUUCACGGGCGUUUGCGACCUG
Molecule: messenger RNA, 500 nt
Organism: Tauraco erythrolophus (red-crested turaco)
Lineage: Eukaryota; Metazoa; Chordata; Aves; Musophagiformes; Musophagidae
Source: RefSeq, a predicted model, not a curated record